GACGCGGUUAUGAGGCAAGGACGCUAAAGAUGGCGUGAGUUUUAAACCGUCUCCAGAUAAUAGUUACGGUAAGUGGUUCUGACAGUUUACAGACGAUUUAUGAAUGGAAAUCGGUGCAGAUCGACGCUCAGUGUUGACGUUCUGCUGGCAGGGUAACCGCGGCCUCAGCUGAUCCUGGUACUGCCUCCUGGCUCACAGAUGGUUGGAAACUGGAAUCCACAUUGAAUCACCUACAUAACACAUCUGCAGUAGGAAUGCGCCCAGGAGCGACGGAUCGGAGCAGACAGCCCAGCCGUCGCAAGAGAGCAGAGCGGCGGGAGGCUGAGAGGAGGACGGACCUCAGAGUCGGUGACCAGGGCUCCAAAGAGGAGAACACAGGGGUCGUCAACCCCAUAAGUCGCCAAGAGAAGCAGCUGGGAGGAAGAGAAGAGCGGGAGGAGAAGGAGGAACGAGUGAUGGAAAGGAGGGCGUCCUCAGAGGGACGGGAAAGCAGCGACAAGUCGAGAGAGCUGAGAUGGAGGCUCAACCAGCUGGAGAAAGAGAAACUGAGGCUGACAUCCUGCUACAACCAGGAGGUGUGCACGCUGCAGGCAGAGGUGACCCGUCUUCGCUCCUCUGUGGAGCGGGGUGAGGCUCAGCGGGCGGAGCUACAGUACCAGCUGGCUGCAAGCCGCAGAGACAGCGAACGGAUGGCAGAGCUCACCAGGGACAGACACACUUUAACAGAGCAAGCAGCAGAACUCCAGCAGACUGUCGCCGACUUGCAGAAAGCUCUGAACGUCACACAGCAGGCAAGAAAAGAGGACCAGCAAGCUUUGCAGCAAGAUCUGGCGGAGCGGGACCAACUGAUCCAGAACUUUAGCUCAGAAAACCAGCGACUGCACCAAGUGCUGCAGGAUCAGGAGGUGGCUCUGGAAGAGACUGAGAGGAAGAUGUCCGAGGUGCGGCGGGAGUGUCAGAGGGAAGCAGAGGCAAGCAGACAUCAGGCUGAAGAGCUAAAGAUCCUGGCAGAGAGGAUGGAGAGGACCAGCAGGGACAAGGAGCUUUCAGAUCAGAGGGUAAAGUCUCUGGAGUUGAGCAUGGAGGCGGAGCGCGUCGCUCACCUGGACGCCAAGUAUCAGCUGGAAGUCCUUCAGCUGCGGGUUCGUGACCUGGAAGCAGCGGUGGCAGUGGAGCGGUCCAGCCAGCAGGAGGCGCAGCACAGCCUGGAGCUCCUGCGAGCUCACCUCCGAGAGGUGGAGCGGGUUUACAGCCUGGAGAAGGAGAGGAGGGAGUGCACAGAGCACGCUCUGGAGCGGCUGCAGACAGAGUUGGCCCACUCUAAGUCUAAAAUGACCGUCUCCUUGGAAACCGAGAGGAAGGCAACCUCUGAGCUCUCAAAAGAACUGGAGGAGGAGAAGAGUCGGCAUGCCAGCACCCAGUCACUGCUGCAGCAGGCAGCUGCAGGUCGGUCCGAAACAGAGGAGGUCUUGAUGGACACUCUAAAACGAAUCACUGGCAUGCUGCAGCAGUCAGCCCAGCCUGCAAAGGAUGAUGGGAAACCGAGUCCUGCUGAGGUUCUCCAGCUGCUGGCCUCCACUCUGAGCACUGUUCACCGCAGACUGGAGGAAACUACCAAACAGGUUCAGGAUCUGCUGGGUUCAUCCCAGAAGCUUCAGGAGGAGAAUUGUCGUCUCCAGCAGCUGAUCUCAGAUCAGAAGAAACAAAAUGAGGAGGCCCAGCAGGCCCUGGUCCAGCUGCAGGAGGAGGCAUCCGGCUUACGCCUGCAGGGCUCUGAUUGGUCGGUGCAGAACAAGGAGCUGCAGGAGGAGCUGCAGCGAGUGAAGGAGGAGAGGAUGAAGGCGAAGGAGGAGAUUCAAGAGAUAAGAGAAGAGUUCAAGAAGGAAUCAGAGGCCCGCCUGUCCUUCCUCCACUGCCUGUAUCAGCGCCUGCUGGCCGGGUGCGUCCUCAUCCAUCACCCCCAGAGCAUUCUGGGAGAAUUCACCUGGCAGGAUCUGUGUGAUGUCAUCACCCAGCAGGUGGAUCAGCUGACCUCUGACCUGCUGAAGGCAAACAGCGAGAUCGCUCACCUGCAGGGUGUGUGUGACAAGAAUAGCGUGUGUGUGCGCGAGCUGCAGCGCAGUCAGGAGAGUGUGUUGGCUCGCCUGGAGGAGAGCGUGAGGAGGAGGGAGGAGGCCUGGAGCCGCCAGCACACAGACGCCGUCAACCAGCUGCAGAGCCAGCUGCAGCUCUGUCGCUCUCAGUGCAACUCCCACCGGGACCGCGCCUCGUCUCUGGAGCACCGCUGCUCCUCCCUGACCUCCGACCUCUCCCGGCUGCAGGGCCUCCUUUCCAAAAGCCGCCGGGAGUCUUCUUCCUUUUUCCUGGGCUGUGCUCUGCUGGCCGGAGCGUUGCAGCACGCCCGCAGCUGUGUACGCGCCCUCUCCGAGCAGAAGGUCGUCCUCCGCAGGCAACUGGCAGAGAGGGAGCUGUUGGAGCAGGAGGUCCGCAGGCUGGCCGACGCUCUGGGAGGAGAGCAGGAGGAGGAGGAAGAGGAGAGACGUAGGAGGGCAAUUAGGAGGUGGAGGAGGAAUGCAUGGGCAGUGCUGGCGCUGAAGAGGUGGAUGGCUAUGACUAAGAGGACGAUGGUGUUGUUUCGGCUGGAAAGAAGUGGAGGCGGAGUGGCUGUCUGCAGGUGUGGAGACGCCCAUACGGCAAGCAUUAAGGAUGAGUUGGAUGAAGGAGCUGAAGCUGUUUGUGCUCGCUGGCUUCGCUCUAAAAAUCUUUCCUCCAUCAUUUUGUCCUCCAUGGUUGACCUGCAGAGGGCGCUAGCUGACACAGGUUGUUCUCCUCCUAAGGUGAUCUCGGCUGCUCGCUCAGGCUUCUCCUGCCUCCUGAACCGCCUCUUGGACCAGUCGGCUCCCAGCGUUUCCUCCGGUUCGCCUGAGGAAAUCAAGGAAUGGUCCUCUCUGAAACUCAGACAGGCACCAGAUCUGAAGACGCUGGUGUCCGCCCUCCAGCAGCACUUCCUGCUUUUCAGCCAACGCCUGCACUCAACUGAGGUGGAGAGGCGGAGUCUGCGGCUGGAGGUGGCCAAUCUAAAGAGAGGGCUGCAGCAGGAGAGGGCGGAGCUUAAUCGCACAGUUCCACCGGAGCGUUUCCAGACUGCCUGCGAAGAACUCCGUCAGGCUCUGAACAGAGAGCAGGAAGCGCAGACGCUGAUCCAGGAGCAGUCCAAGCAGCUGCAGGCGCUGUCGGAGGCUCGCCAGCAGCUGAGACGGAAGGAGCGCUCCCUGAGGAUUCUGGGAAAGCACCUGUCUGGGGUUCAGAAGGAGCGGAAGCAGCUGGAGGAGAAAAUGCAGAGAGCGGAGGAGCAGCUGAAGGAUGCUGCCAGAUGUCAGGAAUGGGUGAUCCGGUGCAUGAAGGCUGCAGAGAUGAGCUGCAAGCAGGUUAGAAAGAGUCUGGUCCAGUCUCAGCGCUCUGCUACCACUCACCGCCGCCCCCUGCUAUUCAACCUGGAACCUCUGGAUCUGAGCGGAGCAAAAUGCCUCGAUAGGUAUCCUGAGGUUGCAGCCUGUCAGAGCUUUCUAUCCGUCGUAUCCCAACUCCAUCACGCCUGUAGCUCCAGAAUCGACUGGCUCGAGCAGGAGGUGUCCGCCCAUCGCAGUCAUGUGACUGCUUUACGCAGCGAGCUGCAGGACGCCUGCCUUCAAGAGAGUCUGACCUAUUUUCCAGUGGAAGAGCUUCCUGAACAACCUGAUGAUGAUGAUGAUGAUGAUUGGGAAAUACGCGACCUUCCUCCCAUCUCUGGUCUCUCUGCGGAGCCGCUGUGAAGAAACGCCAAAGAACGUUUGACCCAUCUGUUAUCACAUGUAGCACUUUGAAAUAGAACGACUUUCUUGUUCUUAAUUUGGUUUCAGUAAUGAAAUAAGAACAAAGAACUCUUGAAGUCUGAACUGGAUAUGAAGUUGACCAUCAGGAAGUGUUUCAUUCCAACUGGAUGCAUCGUCUUUAGGGGACUUUGAGUAUCGAUUUUCCCAGCUGGCGGCAUGAAGACUCCUGAUGGCCAGAUGGUCAUUGUAGACAAACGGGUCGAUUCAAAGUUUCAGAAUCAGAACUUUGUGUAAAACAAACGGGACAUUAAUUUAUUUAGAUAAUGUCAGGUGACUAAAUAUUCAUGCAUCCCUUCUAUUUUAACCAGAUUUCCUGUCAGUCUCUUUUAUAUAAAGGCCACGGUUGCAAAAAAAAAAA
Cyprinodon tularosa is the source of this 4230-nucleotide messenger RNA. RefSeq names its product coiled-coil domain-containing protein 171-like. The transcript has 25 exons. The record is from RefSeq and is a predicted model, not a curated record. Lineage: Eukaryota; Metazoa; Chordata; Actinopteri; Cyprinodontiformes; Cyprinodontidae. The coding region runs from base 255 to 3812 and encodes 1185 amino acids.